AUGCAGAGUAGCGUGGGCUCCAAUAGCCCCGAAGACUCCGAUCCGUCGGAGUUCACAUUCCCAGUCCUCGACUAUGAGGACUACGCUCAGUAUUUCCUUGGUGACGAUCCCUAUGCGCCUGGAUACGCUCCCGACCCGCCGGCUCUGCUUCACGACUUUGAUUCCGAUCCGAUUCUUGAUUCCGUUCCUUCCGAUCCACCAGUGUGGACUCCUGCCCCGUGCAAUCCCUUGUGUCGCGUGGAUGUUGUGCAUGCAAGCUAUGGGUAUUACCCCAUAGAGGGUUACAUCCGCACCUUCGACAAGUUGCUGAACGCGGUAAAUUGCCCCGCAAACCAACGUGUAUCCUCGGCAGUCUACUACCUGACGAAGGCCGCCGACAAUUGGUGGGCGACAGUCGGACCUGAUCUUUUACAAGAUCCAGCGUUUGGAUGGGAAGAGUUCAAAGUAGAAUUGAGAGAACAAUUCUACACUGAACGUAUAAGGGGAAUUAAAUGCGAAGAAUUUCUGCGGCUGAGGCAGAAAGGAACUACUGUCCAAGAGUACUACGACCAGUAUGUCGAGCUGAUGAGGUUCGCUCAGGAGAUAGUGCCGGAUGAAGCAAGCAAGGCAAGGAGAUUCGUUCGAGGUUUGGAUUGGAGCAUAAGAGGGAUGAUUGCGCCAUUUAUGUGCUCUACCCUGAAGGAGGCAUACGACAGAGCCUCGGAUCAUUACCAAGUGUACUUGGAUCAGCAGGAUGUCUAUGGCCGGAAUAAGAGGAAAGCCGAUGAUAAAUCUCAGAAGUUUUCAUCGGGGAACAAAAAGAUCAACCAAGGCAGUUUUGAUCCUAUACGGGGAAGAGAAGGAUUCAACCGGGGGAACCACCCGGGAGAAAACUGGCAGGGAGCGAAACCCAAGUGUUAUAAGUGUGGUCUCCUUGGACACAAGUCUUAUCAGUGCCACAGACAGAUGGAUAGCCCCCAGAAGCCCUUCCAAAGUGGGAAUCAGGGAAGGACGUUUAAUGGGAAUAACGGCCAGAGCUCAGCUAGAACGGAAGGCGAGAGGACUAACUCCCCGGCUACGAAUAUGGGAAGGCCGGUGAAUACCACCUUCGAUUCCAGCCGCAAGGGGAAGCAGGUGAUAGGUGAAGGCAGUGGGGAAAGGCAAGGCAGAAUCUACGUCGUCAACAGCGCCCAAGCGCAGGCUAGCGACGCCAUGACCGGUACAUUCCCCAUAAACUCAAUACCUGGAAUAGUCUUAUUUGAUACGGGAGCUACGAAUUCCUUUAUAUCCUCUACGUUCGCUGAUAAACUAGAGUUAAGGCCGACUACCAGGUUAGAUUUAAACGUCGCAACAGCUUCGGGAGUAGUGAUAUCCUGUAAGGAUGGUUAUGACGAUAUCGCUAUAGAAAUAGCGGGAUUUAAUUGUCCCGGGAAUCUCAUUCGUUUCGAGCUUGAGGGCAUCGACGUGGUACUCGGAAUGGAUUGGCUGGACAAGUACAAGGCUCGAAUCGUAUGUGACGAACGGAAGAUUGUCCUGCAAGGACCGAGAGGGAGGAGAAUAGUCUACCGAGGAGUCAGCAAGCAACCCGAAUCAAGGCUGAUGACGAUGCAGCAACUGAAGAAAUGCGUUAACCAGGGAUGCGAAGUGUAUCUCUGCCUGUUACAAGACGCUGAAGUAGAAGAACUAAGGAUUGACCAAAUUCCAAUCGCAUGCGAAUUUCCUGACGUAUUUUCCGACGACCUCACGGGGAUGCCGCCAGAAAGAGAAAUGGAAUUCACCAUUGAUCUUAUACCCGGAACCUCCCCUAUCUCGAAAGCGCCUUAUCGAAUGGCACCCAAGGAAAUGGAGGAACUGAAGAAGAAGGAUGGGAGUCUUAGGCUAUGCAUCGAUUAUAGAGAAGUCAACCGAGUUACAGUAAAGAACAAGUACCCCCUUCCUAGAAUCGAUGACUUAUUCGACCAACUGAAAGGAGCCGGCGUAUUCUCAAAGAUCGAUCUACGAUCCGGAUACCAUCAAGUACGAGUGGCGAAAGAAGAUGUACCCAAGACGGCAUUUCGAACGAGAUAUGGACAUUACGAAUUCACGAUCAUGCCAUUUGGAGUAACUAAUGCCCCAGCAAUCUUCAUGGACUUGAUGAACCGAAUUUUCCUGCCAUACCUGGAUAAAUUCGUUGUUGCUUUCAUCGAUGACAUCUUAGUCUACUCCAAGACACCGGAGGAACACGAGGAACACUUCAGGACAGUGUUACAGACACUGGGAGAAAAGAAACUCUUCGCAAAACUUUCGAAAUGCGAAUUUUGGAAAAAGGAGGUUGCAUUUCUUGGUCACGUGAUCACCAAGGAAGGGAUAAUGGUAGAUCCAGCCAAGAUACGAGCGGUAAUCGAAUGGGAAGCGCCCAAAUCGGUUACGGAAAUCCGCAGUUUCUUAGGCUUAGCAGGCUAUUACCGAAGAUUUGUUCGAGACUUCUCCAAAAUAGCAAGACCCUUGACAAACUUGCUCAAAAAGUCGACCAAGUAUAAAUGGGAGGAGGAAUGCGAACAGGCAUUCCAGGAGCUUAAGAAGAGAUUGACGACUGCUCCAGUAUUAACCUUACCCAUGGGAACGGAAGGGUAUGAGUUGUAUACUGAUGCGUCUCACAAGGGAUUGGGAUGCGUCCUAAUGCAGAACGGAAAGAGAGACCUCAACUUAAGACAAAGGAGAUGGUUGGAAUUGAUUAAGGACUAUGACUUGGAAAUUCAGUAUCAUGAGGGAAAGGCGAAUAAGGUAGCUGAUGCCUUAAGUCGGAAAACAAGUCAUGCUCUUUGGAUACUGCCUGAGCAGUUAUGUAAGGAGUUUCAGGAACUCAACCUGGAGGUGAAAAUGUGUAGUCAAGGGGAACAAGAAAAGAGGUUGUAUUGCAUGACAACUAUUCCAACCUUACUUGGGGAAAUUAAACAAGCACAGGAGGAGGACGAUUGGGUGAAGGACGUCAGAUGA
Ipomoea triloba (trilobed morning glory) is the source of this 2955-nucleotide messenger RNA. RefSeq lists its product as uncharacterized. Bases 1 to 2955 code for a protein of 984 amino acids. The transcript is spliced from 4 exons. Gene Ontology annotation, biological process: proteolysis. NCBI's taxonomy places the organism in Eukaryota, Viridiplantae, Streptophyta, Magnoliopsida, Solanales, Convolvulaceae. The record is from RefSeq and is a predicted model, not a curated record. Gene Ontology annotation, molecular function: nucleic acid binding; aspartic-type endopeptidase activity; zinc ion binding.